This is a messenger RNA of Sardina pilchardus (European sardine), 1104 nucleotides long. RefSeq names its product CCR4-NOT transcription complex subunit 9 (gene cnot9). Gene Ontology annotation, biological process: negative regulation of translation; mRNA catabolic process. The transcript has 8 exons. Lineage: Eukaryota; Metazoa; Chordata; Actinopteri; Clupeiformes; Clupeidae. Bases 137 to 1030 code for a protein of 297 amino acids. The record is from RefSeq and is a predicted model, not a curated record. Gene Ontology annotation, cellular component: CCR4-NOT complex; P-body; CCR4-NOT core complex.
GGUCAUAGGACAGCUUCGGCGCUCACCGGGGCUUCUCUGUUUUCAUAACAGAGUAUUUUCCAUUUCAAUACACGGAUAUUUAUUUAAAAUAGGUACUCAGCAAACCCAGGGGGACUAUAUCCAGGCGCUUCAGAGAAUGCUGGCUACAGGAGCAGCUGUAACCACAGCGCUGGCGCAAGUGGAUAGAGAGAAGAUCUACCAGUGGAUCAAUGAGCUGUCCAGUCCGGAGACCCGCGAGAAUGCCCUGCUGGAACUCAGCAAAAAGCGGGAGUCUGUUCCCGACCUGGCUCCAAUGCUCUGGCACUCCUGCGGAACGAUUGCAGCCCUCCUGCAGGAAAUUGUCAACAUCUAUCCCUCCAUUAACCCACCAACUCUGACCGCUCACCAGUCCAACAGAGUAUGCAACGCUUUAGCACUUCUCCAGUGUGUCGCCUCUCACCCGGAGACCAGGUCGGCUUUCCUAGCAGCACACAUCCCCCUGUUCCUCUACCCCUUCUUGCACACAGUCAGCAAAACGCGGCCUUUUGAGUACCUACGCCUGACAAGCCUGGGAGUCAUUGGGGCAUUGGUGAAAACAGAUGAGCAAGAGGUGAUCAAUUUCCUGCUAACGACAGAGAUCAUUCCCUUGUGCCUCCGAAUCAUGGAGUCGGGCAGCGAGCUCUCCAAAACGGUUGCUACUUUCAUAUUGCAGAAGAUCCUGUUGGAUGAUACAGGACUCGCCUACAUAUGCCAGACCUACGAGCGCUUCUCUCACGUGGCCAUGAUCCUGGGGAAAAUGGUUCUGCAGCUCUCCAAAGAGCCCUCUGCACGUCUGCUGAAGCAUGUAGUGCGCUGUUACCUUCGCCUCUCUGACAACGCCAGAGCCAGGGAGGCCCUGCGCCAGUGUCUGCCGGACCAGCUGAAGGACACCACGUUUGCCCAGGUACUGAAAGACGACACCACCACCAAGCGCUGGCUGGCUCAGCUGGUGAAGAACCUGCAAGAGGGUCAGGUCACAGACCCUCGGGGCAUCCCCCUGCCCCCCCAGUAAACUCUGCCAAACCCUGCCUCUGAUGAAACACACACACACACACACACACACACACACACACACACACACACACA